Molecule: messenger RNA, 4515 nt
Organism: Nymphalis io (European peacock)
Lineage: Eukaryota; Metazoa; Arthropoda; Insecta; Lepidoptera; Nymphalidae
Gene: ChT
Product: high-affinity choline transporter 1
Exons: 10
Coding region: 406-2190 (594 amino acids)
Biological process (GO): choline transport; transmembrane transport; acetylcholine biosynthetic process
Cellular component (GO): plasma membrane
Molecular function (GO): choline:sodium symporter activity
Source: RefSeq, a predicted model, not a curated record
CGCACCUCGGUCGACAGCGAUCUCCUCGCGACCUGUCACAUCUGGCACGUGAGCUAGGAUGUCGACACGACGGGUUAUGUAACGCGGCACAGGACACCGUGGUUCAUGUUUGGGGCAGGGGAUACGCGCGCUCAUGUGCGGAUUAAGUUUUAAGACCAGAAAUAGCCCUUCGCAGAAGACCUCCCUCCGAUGGGGCGACAGCUGCACCAGGCCUAACAUUUACGCCUCGCUAGGGACGUCCAUAUAAGUUAUACCGGAACGCGAGUGACAUAACGAUAGUGUAUUUAGAUUAUAUAUUUUAUGAUGGAUUGUUAUAACACAUUUUAAUUCGGACUCUACUCGCUAAACAAAGGUGCGCGAAGGCGAGGUGAAGUUUGAAGGGCUUUUCGUAUCAAGACAACGAAAAUGAUUAAUAUAGCGGGCGUGAUCUCCAUCAUCAUAUUCUACGUGCUCAUCUUAGCCGUAGGGAUAUGGGCGGGACGUAAGAAACCAGCGGGCAACGACUCCGAAGAGGAGGUCAUGCUGGCUGGAAGAUCCAUUGGACUCUUCGUGGGUAUUUUCACUAUGACAGCGACGUGGGUGGGCGGUGGCUACAUCAAUGGCACCGCGGAGGCGAUCUACACCUCCGGCUUGGUCUGGUGCCAGGCACCCUUCGGGUAUGCUCUCUCGCUAGUGUUUGGCGGUAUAUUCUUCGCCAAUCCGAUGCGCAAGCAGGGCUACGUGACCAUGCUGGAUCCGCUGCAGGACUCCUUCGGUAGCCGCAUGGGAGGUCUGCUGUUCCUGCCCGCGCUCUGCGGUGAAGUGUUUUGGGCGGCUGGCAUCCUGGCGGCACUGGGAGCUACUCUGGCCGUGAUUAUCGACAUGGAUCACCGUACCUCCGUGAUCUUCAGCGCGUGCGUCGCCGUUUUCUACACACUAUUCGGUGGUUUAUACUCUGUGGCCUACACGGACGUCAUCCAGCUGUUCUGCAUCUUCAUCGGUCUCUGGAUGUGCAUUCCCUUCGCCUGGGCCAACGAGCACGUCAAACCACUCAGUUCCAUGGAAGUGGAUUGGAUCGGGAAGAUCGACCCAGAGUACUACUGGUUUUACGUCGAUUACGGUCUUCUGUUAAUUUUCGGAGGGAUUCCGUGGCAGGUGUACUUCCAACGCGUGCUGAGUAGCAAGACCGCGGGUCGCGCGCAAGUGCUGUCGUACGUCGCAGCCAUCGGCUGCAUCUUUAUGGCCAUUCCGCCUGUGCUCAUCGGAGCCAUCGCCAAGGGCACCGCUUGGAACGAGACGGACUACCGCGGUGCUUUGACUCCGGAAGGUGAACUGACCUCUGAACAGACCUCCAUGAUUCUACCGCUGGUACUGCAGCAUCUCACUCCAGACUUCGUCUCGUUCUUUGGGCUGGGGGCUGUGUCCGCCGCUGUCAUGUCGUCGGCUGAUUCCAGCGUACUGAGCGCUUCGUCGAUGUUCGCCAGGAACGUAUACAAGCUAAUCUUUCGUCAAAACGCAUCGGAAAUGGAAAUCAUUUGGGUGAUGCGCGUGGCCAUUCUGGUGGUGGGCGUACUAUCCACCAUCAUGGCGCUCACCAUACCCUCCAUAUACGGACUGUGGUCGAUGUGCUCCGACCUGGUGUACGUGAUCCUGUUCCCACAACUCCUGAUGGUGGUGCACUUCAAGAAGUACUGCAACACGUACGGGUCGCUGGCUGCCUAUAUCAUGGCGUUACUGGUGCGAUUGUCUGGUGGGGAGAAGUUGCUGGGUUUGCCGGCCCUCAUCCACUACCCUGGCUGGGAUGACGAGAAUGAGGUGCAGCUAUUUCCCUUCAGAACCCUGGCGAUGACGCUGUCACUGUUCACGCUGGCUUUUAUAUCUUGGCUGUCAGUGUUCUUAUUCAACUCGGGCUACCUGAGUCCAGAAUCAGACUACUUCAACUGCGUCGUCAACAUUCCCGAAGACAUUCGUCGUGUGGACGAGCCCUCGGAAGCGGGCGAGCAGAUGUCGGUUCUGGGAGGCGUCCCCGGUCGACUGUACGGCGCUGCCUCCACGCUCGUGGGGCCAGACGAGAAGUCGGGCAGGAUCAACCCAGCGCUGGAGACUGACGACGAUGACCUGGACGACCCCAACGACGGCCCCACCCCGCUCUUCGGAAAUAGCAGCGCGCCGCCGCCAAUGCAACCCUUCGGGAAACAGACGGCUUUCUGAGACGAUUUAUACUUUUAUUAGUUCGAACGUUUCAGUUUCUUCCACCCCGACACAUCGAAAUCCUGAACUUGUGCUUCGACGACGACACAACAUCGAAGCCGAUCGGGUACAGUAUUACUGAGCUCAAACUAUACAUAUCAAAUAUAUGGACCGCACGGCACCUCCCCGGUGCACACUUUUGUAACGACAUACUCCUAGCACUAACGUUGUUUCAUUUGAGUAUAGCGCGUGGGGAUACGAAGGAAUUAUGGAAUAGAAUUAGUUCUGUAUUAUAAAAUUAAGAGAACUUAUUUUGUAGUCGAUGAUUAUCUAUAUACAUACACACAUAUAUAUAUAUAUAUAUAUAUAUUAUAAUGAAACUCAUACAUAUCAAAAAGUUUAUAACUUAUUAACACUUAUUGUUAGGAAAGAUAUAUGACAUUAUUUACAUUAAAGAGAUUCCUUAUUUAAGUCAAUUAAUGUAGGACGACGAGCACAAAUGUGUAAACGUGCAAGCUUCUAGAACAUACGAGUGUGUGUGAGGCGUUUGCGAAGUCGGAGCACGCGACAAGUUCAAGCGCGAGGAAACGGAGUAGCGAUGAGAACACUGCUCGAGAGGUACAGCGUUGAAAAAAAUGAGAUAAUACUAGUAAGAAAUUGUCGAAAUCUUUUAUGGUAUCUUAAAGGGGGCUUUGAAAUCUCUUUGGUUCAAAUAGUUAUAAUAUUUAAAAUGAAUAUAAGCUACAGUUCUAUUAAGUUCAAUGUACAAUUUAGUUGCUGUUGUCGGUUUUACACGAGCGGAGUUGUUUUUAUAGUUUAUUGAAAUUAAUUAUGACUUGUUGUAAUUACGCGCUGUUUAGACCAAAUAUUUAUAGGUUUAGCGCGCUGGCACUUUUAGUGAACUAAAAUAUUUGAGGUUGCUUCAUAAAAUCAGCUAUUAUUGACCUUAUUUCGGUUCCAGUAAAUAAUUAUAAAGCAAAGAUUAUAAAUAAUGUAUAAAAAAUAUAUUUUUGAUCGAAAAUAUAAAAAAAAAUCUCAAUGUAUUAAAUAUUAAAAUAUUCUGUCUAUACGUGUUUUUAAUCUUGUCUUCUCAGACGUAUCGCUGAUGUUAUGAGCAAACCUUUACACAAGUAUGUAGGUUUAAUGUAUUGGUGUUCAAAAAUACGAUGUAUUGAUGUUUCCCGUCGAGCCGACGUCUGUGUGUUGUUACCUGGCUUUUGAUCUACAGCUGUUAGUGAUGUUACGAAUAUUUACAUUUGAGUAAUUAUAUUUUAUAUUAUAUAUACGAGCAAGUUUGAUGUUCUUAGAAUUUAAAUUAUUGAAAUUAUAUAAAUGAUAUUUGCGACUGUCAGCUGAUUUAAUUAAAGUCAUAUUUGUUGCUAAAUAAGACGAUACAUUAUUAUUACUAUUAGUGAGUCCCUGGGACAUACAAGUAUGCAUUAAAUCAUACCUAAAGGUAUAAGGUAGCAAUUCAUAUAUGAAAAAAAAUGUUUUGUUUUAUAUAAGCAGAUAUAAAUAUGUUAUAUUUUUUUUGCAUAGUAUGCCAACAGUGUUUUAUAUGGAUUCAAUUAAAUUGGCUAGAGCAAGAUCGCCUCGUGACAUCACUGAAAAGUUUUUAUCGUGUUUAAACUUCUCUAUGUAUUGAGGAUCGGAGCUUUUAAUAAAAAUUUAUAUAACGCAUUUCUUAUUUAGAUUGAGAUACAUGUAUAGAUGUACGUAUACCUAUCUAUUGUGAUAUAGUCACCUGCCUGUUAAUACUUCGCGAAGACUCAACCAAAACAUAUCAUUACGUGACUUAUUGUAUUGUGUAAGUGUGAAGUAUAUCGCGUAUGUUAGUGAUCUCGUAACUGAUACAUAUCAAUAUACUUAAGGUAGAUUUUAGAAUAUCGUUGUUGUUCUUCAACGUCGCGUGCUAAUGUCAUUGCAUACACACGUAUCAACAAUUAUACGAUACUGGCUGGUCGUUUGACGAGUACUUUCAUUUGUAAUAAAAAAUCUAAUUUUUGAACUUUAACUCUAUCUAAAUUAUUGACUAAAAGAUAAGAGGUCGUAAUAUAUAUUAACUUGGCGUUUGCUCUACUGUACGCCUUCAUAUUGCAUCUGGCAUGAGAUCUGGCAUGAGACCUGGGAUGUGUCAAGUAUUUUAUUUUAUUAUAUUUCUGAAAAUGAACGAACAAAUCCAUGUCUGUCUGCGAUGACGUUAGGAGGGGCGGGUCCACUGUUAGCCGGUAGUUAUACCUACUAUUGACUUAAUCCUAGUUCUUGUUGAAUAUUGAAUGUAAACGUGUAAUGUUGUGACUCCGCAGCUAUCUCUGCGUAAAUAAAACGUAUAGUAUGUUGAUUGGC